Molecule: messenger RNA, 464 nt
Organism: Paramecium primaurelia
Lineage: Eukaryota; Ciliophora; Oligohymenophorea; Peniculida; Parameciidae
Source: the annotation of a GenBank genome assembly
AUGCAUUAGAAUGCUUAUACGAAUAGCUUUACACAGAAAUUCAAUUUUAACUUAGGAGUGGAUUAAGGCUCUCUGCUAGAGCCCUUUCUUUUUGAUGUUUAUUUCGAUUUAUUAGUUGAUACACUUGAUAGACUUAUUUCAUAAAAUUAUUUGAAAUAGAAUAAGAAAAAACUUAAAGGAAUUCGGCACUGCAAAGACUUAAGGCUAAUAGAAUAUUUGCUUAUGCGAAUGAUAUUGCAAUUACAAUGUUUGACUUAUUUAUCUGUUGGUUUAUUAAAUUUUUUUUAGAAUGAGCUGAGAAGUUGGGUUUAUGGUGAAUAUAAGAUUUAGAUGAUGAGAAUUUUGAAAAAGGUUAAGAACUUUAUUAUGGAGUUUUUAUUUCACCUAAUAACAAUCUCACUAAACACAGGAGGCAGGUUAAGGUGAAAGUAACUUUUUUUUUUAAUCAAUUGAAAAUUUAAAUA